Messenger RNA from Lagopus muta (rock ptarmigan), 1343 nucleotides. RefSeq names its product derlin-2-like. Lineage: Eukaryota; Metazoa; Chordata; Aves; Galliformes; Phasianidae. Gene Ontology annotation, biological process: endoplasmic reticulum unfolded protein response. Bases 71 to 793 code for a protein of 240 amino acids. The transcript has 7 exons. Gene Ontology annotation, cellular component: endoplasmic reticulum membrane; Hrd1p ubiquitin ligase ERAD-L complex. Gene Ontology annotation, molecular function: misfolded protein binding; ubiquitin-specific protease binding. The record is from RefSeq and is a predicted model, not a curated record.
GUGGCUUCAGCGGCUCGCGGGGGUGCUGUUAAAGGCCCCGCGGCGCGGCCGGGCGCUGUCGCCGUGCGCCAUGGCCUACCAGGGCUUGGCGCAGGAGUACCUGGGCAUGCCGGCCGUGACGCGCGCCUACACCACGGCCUGUGUGCUUACCACCGCCGCCGUGCAGCUGGAGUUCAUCACCCCCUUCCAGCUGUACUUCAACCCCGACCUCAUCUUCAGGAAGCUCCAGAUAUGGAGGCUGAUCACCAACUUCCUCUUUUUUGGGCCCCUGGGAUUCAGUUUCUUUUUCAACAUGAUAUUUCUGUACAGGUACUGCCGCAUGCUAGAAGAAGGCUCCUUCCGUGGAAGGACGGCUGACUUUGUCUUCAUGUUCCUCUUUGGAGGGUUUCUCAUGACACUAUUUGGUCUCUUUGCCAGCCUGUUUUUCCUGGGCCAGGCUUUCACCAUCAUGCUGGUGUAUGUGUGGAGUCGCAGGAACCCUUACAUCCGCAUGAACUUCUUCGGGCUCCUUAACUUCCAGGCCCCUUUCUUGCCCUGGGUCCUGAUGGGCUUCUCCCUGCUCCUGGGCAACUCCAUCAUUAUUGAUUUGCUGGGAAUUGCAGUGGGUCAUAUCUAUUAUUUCUUGGAAGAUGUCUUUCCCAACCAGCCUGGAGGAAAGAAGUUGCUUUUGACUCCCAGCUUCCUGAAGAUGGUAUUUGACACACCUGAAGAGGAUCCAAACUAUAACCCCCUCCCUGAGGAUCAUCCCGAAAACCAACCUGGAGACCAAGACCAGCAGCAGCGUCCACUGUAGCAGAGGACUUCAUUGUGGCUGGAUUCCUCUCUUCUGGCUGGACUUACGCUGUGCCCCAGAGAUCUCACUGGAAUAAUACCAGUUGCCAUUCUGAUGUGUCAUGCUUCACUGUUUGUAUGGGUAACCCAUCUUCCUCUUGUACUAAGUGGUUCUGCAAAGCUUUGCACGUAAGAACUGAUGAAUCCUUGUGGAGGUGUUCUAGGGAGAGGGGCUGGAGGUUAUGUGAUGGCUCCUCAGCUGCCUGGUGGGGAUAAGUAUCAAAUGGGGUGUGAAACUGGUUACUCAUUCUCUUGCUGUUGAUGGCUUGCUGCAUGGCAAGUCACUUCUGGCCUCUGUACAAAGACUGAUGCUCUCUGCUCUCACGGUUGUGAGACAUCUUUGUGGGCUUUCAAACAAGUCGUGCACCUUGUCACGGUGAAGCACAGCCAAGUCUCCCAGGCAAAAACCUACCAUAGUGGAAUGCAGCUCAACUACUCCCUUCCCUCUGAGUCCCCCACCCUUUCUCAUUGUUGUUUCCAAAGAGUCUUUACAUUAAAGUCUUUAUUUUUCA